AGCCUCCUCCGAUCAGCUGUUCGCGAGGUGUUCCGUCAGGAGGCCGAGCGAAAGAGAGAGGAAGAGGGAGAGAGAGAGAGAAAGAGGGAGAGAGAGACACACACACAGACAACGUGCGGCCGUCUCUCGUGUUUAAAAAUAACCCUCCUUCUGAAAGUUUCCUUUUACACCGGAAGAACGUUCUGGGACCUUCCAUGUGAGGGGGUGUUUAUUUAUAUAUAGUUGGUGGAGGGAAGAACGUGUGGGAGAACCUUGAGUAGUUUCGUCUUGAGUUUGUGAAGAAGAAGGAGGAGGUUGGACUUCCUGUGGGAGACGAAGAAGAGAGAAAGAGAGAGAUUUUCUUUGUUUUUUUUGAGGGGAUUGUAUUGAAGGAAGGUUUUAUUUGGUGUUUUUUUUAGAAGGUCUCUUGAUUUUGAGGGAUUUUUUGCGAGUCCUGUGGAAUAAAUUGCUAAAGAUGCCAGAAGGAGAUAAGCCAAAUCCUUUAGACCUGAAGGAGCAGGGCAAUCAAGCCUACAGAGAUGGAGAUUACGACAAGGCAAUCUCGAGAUACACUGAGGCAUUGUCUCUCAGUGAUCCAAAGGACCAACCAGUAUUUUAUAAGAACAGAGCAGCAGUGUUCUUAAAGAUUGAUGACUUUGAAAAUGUCAUUAAAGACUGCACAAAAUGCCUGGAGUUAUCCCCCAAAGACCCCAAGGCCUUGUUCCGCCGCGCACAGGCCUACGAAGCAGAAGAAUUGUAUGAGAAAGCCUAUGCGGACGCCAGAGCUCUCCAGAUUGUUGACCCCAAGAACAAAGAAGUUCAGACAAUGCUUGAGAGGCUGCACAAGAUUAUCCAAGACAAAAUUGAAGAAACCACCAAGACGACGGGGAAGGUAAACCAGCUCUUCGAAAUUCUCUUCGACCCAUCGCACGAGACGGAGAAGAGGGUGACCAGCGCAAAUAACCUUGUGGCUUUGGCGAGAGAGAGAGCAGGUUGUGACUUGUUGAUAAAGCAGGGCAUUCUGGGCCGUGUGGUGCAGAUGUUGAAGUCGGAAAAGAACUCAGAGAUUAAGCUGGCUUGUACCCGAGCCUUUUCGGAAUUCUGCAAAGAUCUUGACAGGGCUAAGAUGAUACUGACAGAAGUAGGUAUCCCAUGGUUUUUAGACCUCAUGAACAGCAAGGAUGAAGACCAGGUGAACGCCACACAGUACGUGUUCCAGACGUUGCUGAACACCCUUGCCGGCAUGAACAUCAAGAAGGGAAAGAAAGCAGAUAAUGCUCUGCUGGGAGAAAACAAGAAGGAGAUUGACAGCUUGAUGGUAGUAAUGAUGACGACUAUCACCAAAAGUACGAUAUCCGGCCUGUGUCGAGAUGCCAUCAUCGAGCUCGUGCUGAAGAAUGUGGAAUACGACCGCCUUAACUGGGGCGACAAGCUGAUAAGGAUGGGAGGCAUUGAGAAGCUGUUGGAUGUAGCAUCUGAACUGAAGGAAUUUAACUAUGAAAGUAGUAUUGAGAUCACUGACAACACACAAAUGACGACAGCCAUCUGUCUGUCAAAGGUUUAUGAUACCCAGUACUGUGAUAAGGAUCGGCAAAACUUUAUAGACAUUGUUGAUGAGUACAUCAGACUGCGCCUUCUGACUCCUGAUGUCGAGUCGAAAGUACGCAUUGCUGUCAUUCUUACAACACUGCUUCUGGGCCCCCUGGACGUUGGCAACAGGUUCAUUGCACGUGAGGGCAUUUUGGAAAUGUUGCUUGUCAUGGCCAACACUGAAGAAGUCAUGCAACAAAAGGUUGCUUGCGAAGCCCUGAUUGCGGCUGCCUCGAAGAAGGACAAGUGCAGGACCAUCAUCUCCCAGGGCACAGACAUCCUGAAGAAGCUUUACAACAGCAAGAACGACUCCAUCCGAGUUCGUGCUCUGGUGGGUCUCUGCAAGCUCGGGUCCAUGGGGGGUACGGAUGCCUCGAUGAAACCAUUCGCUGAGGGGGCUUCCCUAAAGCUGGCUGAAGCUUGCAGAAGAUUUCUCGUCAACCCUUCAAGAGACAAGGACAUGCGCCGCUGGGCUUGUGAAGGUCUUUCUUACCUGACGCUGGAUGCUGAUGUUAAGGAGAAAUUUAUCACUGAUACUAAUGCUAUUCGAUCCAUGAUUGAAUUGGCCAAGACUGGAGACCUAAAUUGCUUGUAUGGCGUUGUAGCAACAUUUGUGAACCUCUGCAAUGCCUAUGAUGAACAGGAAGUGAUUCCUGAGAUGGUUGAGCUUGCCAAGUUUGCCAAGCAUCACAUUCCUGAGAAACACGACCUUGACGACCAAGAUUUUAUCGACAAGCGCGUGAGGAUUCUGGUCGAGGAGGGAGCUGCUUCCGCUCUUGUGGCACUGAGCAAGACUGACAGUGAGAAUUCCCGGGAGCUGAUCUCUAGAUUGUUCAACGCAUUCUGUAAGGAUCAGGAAAAUCGUGGCUUGGUAGUACAGCAGGGUGGUACAAAGGCCUUGCUGGAUCUGGCUGCCAAUGGUACAAAGAAAGGCAAAACCUGCGCUGCGCAAGCACUGAGUCGAAUUGCCAUUUCAAUCAACCCUGAGGUUUCUUUCCCUGGCCAGAGAGCUUAUGAGGUGGUACGCCCCUUGCUGAAACUGCUCGACAUUGAAUGCACUGGCCUUGAAAAUUUUGAGGCUCUUAUGGGACUCACAAACAUCGCUGGUAUGUCUGAGUCGGCCAGAAAGCGAAUCAUCAAAGAGAAGGGAUUGCCACUGAUUGAGCAUUACAUGUUUGAGUUCCAUGAAAUGAUUCGCAGAGCAGCUGUUCAGUGCAUGGCAAAUCUCUGCGCAUCUCCAGACGUAGUCAAGAUUCUGGAAGGCAAAAACGACAAAUUCAAGUACCUGUUCCUCUGCACCUCGGAUGAAGACGUGGAAAUCAUCAAGGCUGCCUGUGGAGCUCUUUGUAUGGUCAUGUCGGUGUCUCCAAUCUGCUUGAAGAAGGUGUUUGAUGCCAAAGACUGGGAAGAGAUUCUGGAGUUCCUCCUUUCUCACAAAGACCCAGAAAUCCAGUAUCGCGGCACCAUCAUAGUCAACCUCUUGAUAUCCCAUGACAAGUACACUGCAGAGAAAAUCAUCGAUACCCACUGCAAGACUGCGUUAGAAGCCAUUGCCAAGAUUGAAAACCCCGAAUUCGUCCUACCUAAGGCAAGAGAAUACGCCAUCGACUCACUGAAGAUGUGUUCUCACGAGUGGAAAUUAAUUAAGGAUCCUUUAGCACCCGAAGACUGAGAGAAUUAAUGCAAGACUGUUAAAGCCGUUCAUCAAAGAAACUUUGUUGAAAGUUGAUAUUUUACAUCAUUCUGCAUUCUUAUACUUUUAUACAAUUAUAGAUUGACAGGAGGGAGAAAAUGCAUUAAUUUUUUAUUAUUGUGAUCUCCUAUUUGGUUAGAACUAACAAGUAAUUGUACUUAACAAUUCUUUUUCUAUUUUUUAUUAUUUUUUCCCUUCCCUCCUCCUCCCCAAAAAUGUAUAUAGCUUUUUAUGUAUGUUGAACGAAUGCUUUGUAGAACCUCUGUAUACAAGGACCUGGGGACCAAGAACCCCCUUUGACAGGCAUUAUUCUUUGAGUAUCUUAAGUUUUGUAAUAAAUGUAAUUGUACGGACUGCUAGCAUUUUUUUGAGAUAGAUUAUCAGAAAAUACUGUCAGUCAUUUGCCAGUUCUUUUCUUUUGCAGUAAUUAUUAGUUAUAUUACUUCUAUUUACAGAUGAUGAUAUUUUUAGCAUUCUUGGCACUUUUCAAUGAGGAUUGUCUUCACUGCAUAUAUCAAUUUAUUUGCAGUUUUUUUUGUCGUUUUCCCAAAAGAGCUUUAAAAGUUUACUGUUAAUAGAUAGGCUUUUCCAUUUAUCUAAUUGUAAAAAUUUAUCAAAGGGUUGAGAAUAUGCAAGGUUCUGCCGUAAAUUAGAUUUCUCAGAGAUUGUUGCAGUAGUAGUGAAUGAUGAAGAAACGUAUGCUGUGUUGAGUGUAGGCUUAAAAUCUGGCAUUUUCAUACCUAUUUAUAUCAGUGUAGUGUAAGAGCAUAUUUGAUUGGUUGAUUUUGUAAUAUCAGAUGUUAUCUGCAUUAUGAAUCUUUGGUGCUUCCUGUAUGACUGUAUUUAGCUUGUGCCUUAUAUAUUAAACAUGUUGAAAUUGUGUAAAUUGUUGGUAUAUUUAAUAAAAAUGUGGAUUGUU
This is a messenger RNA of Penaeus monodon (black tiger shrimp), 4181 nucleotides long. It is a transcript of the gene unc-45, whose product is annotated as protein unc-45 homolog B-like. The transcript is spliced from 18 exons. The record is from RefSeq and is a predicted model, not a curated record. NCBI's taxonomy places the organism in Eukaryota, Metazoa, Arthropoda, Malacostraca, Decapoda, Penaeidae. Gene Ontology annotation, molecular function: Hsp90 protein binding. Bases 455 to 3241 code for a protein of 928 amino acids.